AUGGAAUUCUAUAGAAAGCGUGUUGAGAAUUUUCCCUUAUUAUUUGGCUUUGAUGGAUUGUUUAAAAAUAAUGUAGAAAAUUUUACAACCAAUCAAACCUUAUUCUACUCUCUCAACCAAGAAGUUGAUUUAUUGCGAAAGGACUUGUCAAAGCUCAAUGACGAAGUAAUUAUAUGGGUGAAUCGCAGUGAGGCAGGAGGUCAAUAUAGAUCGGUAGAAGCAUCUAUUAAUAGAACUUAUCCACCAUAUUCGCCCAAAGAUGAAAGGUAUAAUAUUGCACAAACAUACAUUUCUAACUGGAAAUUUUGUGUAGAUAAGUUUAAAAAUUGUAAGAGUAUGUGCGAAAGGCUCGUUGAUCUUCUUGAAGAUGAUGUUCUGAAAGCUCACAAUAGUAUGAAUCAGGUUUUUGAUCAGUUAGAAAAGCUGCACACACCAAAUAAUGACUUUGGUCUCAUCGAAAAGACUCAGACAGAAGAUUUUUUAAGAAAUUAUAGUAAUACGCCUGUGGCUUUGAAAGAACUUGAUAAUUCAGAAAAUAUAGGUGAAAAAUUUUAUAAUGAGAUUGGAGCACAUAUAAAAUCAUCCUCUAGUACAGUACUUCGUUGCUAUGGUAUCUCAAAAAAUUCUAAAACUAAAAAUUUCGUUAUGGUUUUUACUUAUGCUCAUGGGGGAGAUUUAAGAAAUUACUUAAUGCAAAGUAAAGGAUUGGUCCAUCACGAUCUCCAUCCGGGAAAUCUUCUUAAUUUUCGUAGGACAAUUUCUAUAUCUGAUUUAGGCUUAUGUUCUCCGGCUAAUAUAGGUGUAUUUGGAAGUCAGGCCGGUUUGUACGAUGUUGUAUUGACGUGGCUUAAUGGAUUUGACAAAAAAAAUAUUCCAGAACAAACAAAGCAAUUUAUCGACAGUAAUUUGAAGGCAGAAUAUAAUAAUCUUAAACCAGUUACUAGUAGUCAACUAAAAAAUAUUAUAGAAAAGGUAUCAGAAAAUUUUACGCCAUUGGAUAUAGAAAAAGAAU
Messenger RNA from Dentiscutata erythropus, 1012 nucleotides. The record is from the annotation of a GenBank genome assembly. NCBI's taxonomy places the organism in Eukaryota, Fungi, Glomeromycota, Glomeromycetes, Diversisporales, Gigasporaceae.